GAUCCAAGGCUAGCGGGUCAUCCUGCUUCACGGAAACCGAAGUACUCAAUGCGUCUUGAGGUCCUUCUUCAGUUUGUCCGCUUUAACCCCCAUUGGCAUCUACGACGUGUCCGCGAGACGACCGUCAACUACGACCGUGCGCAUGGCUUCACGCUCCCACUUAGUGGGAUCGUCGGGAUCGUCGGGAUCCCCGCCAUGUUCCCGAAGCCAAGCGGAGUGCUUUUUUCGAAUCCAUCCUCGAGUUCGAACUAAGUGGUCAGGCAACCUUUGGAACACGGCUGGCUCACAACACGCCAAGAUUCAAUCUCAUCAGUCAACCGUCACCAGGUAUACCCCGAGCAAUUGAUGGGUCGAAUGGCUAAGAAGGCGUUCCAGUUUCUGGGCUGCAAGGACUCUGAAUUCUUCGAAGGUAUGGGAUAUUAUUUCGUGAACUUCUUGGGUCAGUUCGGCUACGGAGAUGUCUUAGCUCUCCUGGGACGCCAACUCCGAGAUUUCCUCAACGGCUUGGAUAACCUUCACGAGUACUUGAAAUUCUCGUAUCCAAGAUUACGGGCUCCUUCCUAUUUCUGUGACAAUGAGACGGACACAGGACUUGAGCUUCAUUAUCGGAGCAAACGGAGAGGCUUUGUGCACUACACCAUUGGUCAAUUGAGAUCUGUAGCGGAGACUUUCUACAAGCUCGAUCUUCAGAUCGAGGUUUUGGACCAAGAGGUCAAAUUUGACACCAUACAUGUGUCUUUCAAGUUGACGUUCGACAAUAAACCGAGCAACAAUCGGAACUCUGCCCUGAUCCGAGAAGAGGCCCGACUCCCGGCGGUUUCGUCGUCGAUUCUGUUCGAAAUUUUCCCCUUUAUUGUGGUUUACGGCGAGGAUAUGGUCAUCCAAACCAUCGGCAGGUCACUGUCACAGAUUUUGCCUAAGCUUCCGGGCAUGAAAAUGAAUGAGUUCUUUGACCUCGUCCGACCCUUGAUUGAGUUUAAGUUCGAAUUGGUCUUGGCCCGCUCCAAUAACAUCUUCGAAGUCAUGACCGUUGAGCCGAUUGAUGCGCUUUUAAAGGUAGGAACACAUACAUUACGUAGGUUUUGCAUGCCCUCAAGUUCACGCUCCGAACGGUCCAUGCAUGUGCUUGCUCAGAGUGAGGGUGUGAGCAAUGAAUCCGAAGAGAACGAGGAGACAGCGGCUGGUGGACUACUCGGGGACGAGCAUGACAACAGCCUUCACUUGAAAGGUCAGAUGAUGUUCAUGGCAGAGUGGAACGUCAUCAUGUUCUUGUGCUCGCCCAGUCUCCCGGACCUAGAUACGUUGGCGUUUUCCGGCCUCUACAUCAACGACCUCUCCAUGCACGAUUUUUCGAGGGAUCUUCUGUUGGCCAGUUCCCAGCAAUCGAAUGAGUUGAAAGACGCUUUGGAGGCGGAAAUGGAAAAAACCAAGGAGAUGGAGUCGUCUAUGAAGAGACUGGACGAGGAAAUGAGGCGAAGUGACGAUCUGCUCUCUCAAAUGAUCCCAAAGUCCGUGGCCGAGAAGGUCAAAACGGGCUUAAACCCGGUCGAGACUUGUGAGGUGUUCGAUCAGGUCACCAUCAUCUUUAAUGAUGUGCCCGCAUUCUUGGAUAUUUGCGCCAAGUGUGAUGGCAUGAAGAUCGUUGAGAUGCUCAAUACCAUGUUCGGCAUCUUCGACUUGCUCACGGAUAAAAACGCUGUCUAUAAGGUGGAGACAGUCAAAGAUUCUUUUGUGGGCGUCAGCGGAGCCCCAGAACGGGUCAAAAACCAUGCCGAGAAGAUCAUGGACAUGGCCCUAGAUAUGCGGGAUUGUGUGACCUUUGUCAAGGAUCCACGGCCAGAGUUCGAAGAUCAACCAGAUGCCCAUGUGCGAAUUCGUUUGGGAUCUCACAGCGGAAUGGUGGUGGCUGGCAUUGUGGGCAACAAAAUGCCCAGAUAUUGCCUGUUUGGGGAUGCCAUGAAUACCUCCUCGCGGAUGAUGUCGUUUGGCGAUGAGCAAAUGAUUCAUAUUUCGAAAGCUACGAAGGAACUACUACCAUCGAGUUAUGUGGUUAAGGAAAGGGGAACCGUUAACGUCAAGGGUAAAGGCGAGAUGACGACCUUCUGGGUGAAGUCCAAGGCCAAUCGUAUAUCUCCGUCCAAGGAUGAGAUUAUGGCUGCGGUGACCAAGACGGCGGAAGAAGCACGACCCUUGACCGGCAAGGCUCGUUGAGUCUUACAUGACCAUAUUGUACAAACAUCGUAGCCAAGUAUAGAAUCUUAAUCACUUAUGUAAACCAUAAUGACCCAUAAAACACACAUGAGCAAUAUAACUGGAUAUUUUUCCUGGGGUACCUGACUAUAUAUCGGCCUGUUUGUCAACCAACGAGGACUAUCGGUCGGCCGGCAGAACAAAAUAAGGAUUCCCGAAUAAACGUUAUUCUCCACCGA
Messenger RNA from Tigriopus californicus, 2429 nucleotides. RefSeq names its product soluble guanylate cyclase 88E-like (gene Gyc88E). Bases 346 to 2211 code for a protein of 621 amino acids. The record is from RefSeq and is a predicted model, not a curated record. Lineage: Eukaryota; Metazoa; Arthropoda; Copepoda; Harpacticoida; Harpacticidae. Gene Ontology annotation, cellular component: guanylate cyclase complex, soluble. Gene Ontology annotation, molecular function: oxygen sensor activity; heme binding; guanylate cyclase activity. The transcript is spliced from 10 exons. Gene Ontology annotation, biological process: nitric oxide-cGMP-mediated signaling; cGMP biosynthetic process; response to oxygen levels.